Messenger RNA from Dermacentor albipictus, 11995 nucleotides. It is a transcript of the gene AdamTS-A, whose product is annotated as ADAM metallopeptidase with thrombospondin type 1 motif A. Gene Ontology annotation, cellular component: extracellular matrix. Lineage: Eukaryota; Metazoa; Arthropoda; Arachnida; Ixodida; Ixodidae. The record is from RefSeq and is a predicted model, not a curated record. Gene Ontology annotation, molecular function: metalloendopeptidase activity; zinc ion binding. Gene Ontology annotation, biological process: extracellular matrix organization; proteolysis.
AGAGCCCCGAGAGUGGAAUGUGUCCAGCAAGCCUUCCGACAGAGGGCUCGAAGCGCGUUACUUGCGAAAACAGAGGAGAGAGGGCGCUUCUAGUCCUACCAGUUCUCCCGCUCUAUCCUGAAGAGCGCAUCCGCGAAACAAGCAAAAGAAAAGAUAGACAGAACGAGGCAAAAAAGAAGAGUGUGGGCGACGGAGAGAGCGGGGAGCGAGCGAGUUGGCGGCGAGGUUCACUACGGGGUGAGGUACCUCGAGGAGCGGCGGUGUAGCAACUUCGAUGCCCGGCGGCGGCAGCGUCGACGGCAACGUCUGACCGCACUAGCAGGCUAAAGCAGCAGCGGUGGUGAAUACCUUUUCCAGUGCUCCGGUCGCCGCCACGACGCGUGCUCACUGCCCGCUUUCACGUGUCUGAGCUCUUCAGCAGCAGAGGCGUUGCGCCGGCCUGCCGCCAACUAUCAUCAUCGUCGGGUACAUCGGGACCUGCCUCCCGUCGUUGGUCGUGCGUCGUCUGCACGGGGAAGAGUCAGCUGUGUUUGUACGCGCCGGGUGCCAGCCCAAGGGGACGGCGACCAUGCGGUCUGUCGCCGGCGUGUGCGUGGACGCGCUGCCGGAUAAGUGCCGUGUAGUACUCGACGCCUGAGAAGCCGUCGUGGUGCCGUGGAUUUCCAGCGGCGGCAGUGGUGGCGUCGGCGGCGACGCGAUGUUGUCGCGGCCGGUCGGCAUGUCGCUGACCGCACUCCUUUUCGUCUGCUUCGUGGCGUGCUGCUGUUGGCCCGGUCCGGCGGCGGUCGCCGAGCAGCGUCUGCUGUCAGGUUCCUCCCUGCCGCGAACAAGGCCCGUGUUCCCCGAGCCUCUGGACUACCCGCGGCCGUCCGUGUCCAGGACGAGGCGGCACGGUCUUCCCGCAACCAGCCGCUGGCAACAUGCUGCCUCCACAUUAUCCUCCUCCUCCGCCACUGCCUCUACUAGUUCCUCUCAACCUUUCUCCUCACCAUCGUCAUCGUCAUCAUCUUCGCGUCCGGCGACGGCGUCGUCGUACACGUCCUCGAACCGGUGGCGGCGCUCCUCCUGGCCGUCGGCCGGGUCUUCGCGGAGGUCGCGCGGUGGGCGUCGCCUCCGCAACGAAGAUGGCCCCGUGUUGUGGCGCGUCGAACCGGGGCUCACGCUGCGCCUGUGGAGGGACUCGAGUCACGUGGCCCCGCAGCUGCUGGCGCUCCGGUACCGGGAUGCCCCCGGUGGGCAGGACGCGCGAGACCUGGUGCCGCUCCAAGACGGCGACGCCGAGAACGAGGCCGAUGGUGCGGAUGACUUGCGCAACUGCUUCUACUCGGGCGAAGUGGUCGGCGAGCCCGGCUCCAAGGCGGUCGUCUCCCUCUGCCACGGAAUGACUGGCUACAUCUAUUCUCCUUCGAGGGGCAUGUUCACCGUCGAGCCCAUCGGCGGCGGCGAGGACCAGGACCAGCGAGGCGCUCACGUGCUCAGGCACCACCGAGGAGGCCAAUCAGCGACCAGCAACAGCACACAGGACCACUCCUCUGACGAGGAUGGCGAACCGUCGAACUCGUGGAGCGGUCACCACCGGCCACAGCAGGGCAGCGCCAGCCACCGUCGCCGGCGUCGCAAGCGCUCUUACUCGCUCGAGCAGCACGUCGAGGUGCUCGUGGCGGCCGACAGCAAGAUGGCGCGCUACCACGGCAAGAACCUCAAGCACUACAUACUCACGCUCAUGGCUGCGGUAGCACACAUUUACAAGGACCCGAGCAUCGGAAACCUGCUCAACAUCGCCGUCGUCAAGCUGCUCAUCAUGGAGGAGGACGAGGACAACGACAUCAUCUCCCCGAGCGCGUCCAACACGCUGAAGAACUUCUGCCGCUGGCAGCAGCAGCACAACCACCCGGACGACAGCCACCCGUACCACCACGACACGGCCAUACUGCUCACCAGAGAAGACUUAUGCAGACUGCCCAAGACAUGUGACACGCUUGGGCUGGCUCAGUCUGGCAUGAUCUGCGACCCGCAUGGGAGCUGCGCCGUUGUCGAAGAUAACGGUCUCAGCGCAGCGUUCACCAUCGCCCACGAGUUGGGACACGUCCUGAACAUUCCCCACGACGACGACCAGAAGUGCGCCAAGUACCGGCUGGCCAGUCAACCGCUGCACGUGAUGGCUCGUAUGCUGGACUACAACAGCCACCCGUGGUCCUGGUCCGCCUGUAGCCGACACUACGUCACCAACUUCCUCGAUGCAGGCUACGGGCAGUGCCUGCGCGACUCCCCCGGCGAGAACCUGCUGGUGGCGCCCCCUUCGUCGAGCAACCGCCCCUCGCCGAGCAGCAAGCAGGCCGGCGAGCUGUUCAACAUGGACGAGCAGUGCGAGCUGGUGUUCGGCCGGGGCGCCAAGGUGUGCCCCUACAUGCCCGUCUGCAAGCGGCUGUGGUGCACCGUGCACGGCCAUCCUCACGGGGGCUGCCGCACCCAGCACAUGCCCUGGGCCGACGGCACCUCGUGCGGCAAGAACCACUGGUGCCAGCAGGGUCAGUGCGUGGCCCGCCCACCGGACGCCGAGCGGCGCAAGAAGAUCGACGGCGAGUGGGGACCCUGGCAGGAGUACGAGCGCUGCUCCAGGACCUGCGGAGGCGGCAUCCAGAGCACGCGCCGCGAGUGCAACAGCCCCACCCCAGCGUUCGGAGGCCGCUACUGUACCGGAGAAAGGGUCAAGUACCGCUCGUGCAACACUCAGCCCUGCCCUCUCGGUUCCAUGGACUUUCGAGAGCAACAGUGUUCGGCGUUCAACGGCAAGACGUUCAACUUUCCCGACGUCCCUUACAACCCCAAGUGGACGGCCCAUCAUUCCGGAAUCUCCCACGUGGACUCGUGCAAGCUGUACUGCCGGGUGGUCGACCAAUCCGCCUAUUAUUUGCUCAAGGAGAAGGUCAUAGACGGCACUGCUUGCAACCCGGAGUCUUUUGACGUCUGCAUCAAUGGCGUCUGCAAGCCUGCCGGCUGCGACCACCAGCUGAACUCGACGGCCACGACAGACAUGUGUGGCGUGUGCGGGGGCGACAACGCCACCUGCCGGACCAUCAACGGACACUUCAACCUCGCCCAGUUCGGCUACAACUUCGUCACAGUGAUUCCUGCCGGAGCCAGCUACGUAGAAAUUCACCAGUUCGGAUUUGAGAAGGACGACAACUACCUCGCGCUGAAGAGCGCCGAGGACGAGUUCCUGCUGAACGGCAACUACACGGUGAGCAUGUUCCGCAAGACCCUACGCUACGGCGGCACCGUCAUCGAGUACAGCGGCUCCAACGCCUCCGUCGAGCGCAUCAACGCCACCAAGCCGCUGGGCAAGGAGCUGCACCUCAUGGUUCUGACCGUCGGCAAGGUGGAGUCUCCCGACAUCAGGUUCCAGUACACCAUGUCGAUUCGCGACGAACGCCGCUACUACUGGGAGCUCAGCCCCCACUGGAGCGAGUGCAGCUCUCACUGCCAAGGUCACCGUCACCGCCGAGCCGAGUGCAAGCGUCGGCCGGACUCUGUCGUCGUGGAUGACACCCACUGCGAGCCGAGCACCAAGCCGCAGAUGAUGGCCGAGGCCUGCAACCUGCACUGCACCCUCUGGUGGCGCGUGGGCGAGCCGUCCGAGUGCUCGGCCCAGUGCGGCAAUGGCGUUCGCACCCGCAGCGUGCAGUGCGUGCAGCGCUCCGACGGUGGCCAGGAGUCCGUGGUGCCCGACAGCCGCUGCAAGGCGCGCGAGCCCAAGCCGCCCGAGGUCGAGAAGUGCGGCGAGCCGUGCCGGAACUUCCACUGGGACUACGGCGACUGGCAGCCCUGCAGCAAAACGUGCGGCGGCGGCGAGCAGACUCGCACCUCUGCCUGCGUCAACGAGAACCAAGAGCGUCACCCGGACUCGCAGUGCGAUCUGUCGGCCCGCGCCGUCAAGCGACCCUGCAACCAAGGGGACUGCCCGCGAUGGGAGCUGGGACACUGGACAGAGUGCUCCGUGACGUGCGGUUCGGGCCACCGGCAGCGCCCUCUGUGGUGCCACCACGGAGACCGCGUGGUGGCGCCGAGCUUCUGCCACCCGACGCCGCGGCCGCAGGACAAGGAGCCGUGCGAGAUGCCGCCCUGCGAGGCGCCCGCCAGAUGGCACCUCGGCGAGCAGGGACCCUGUUCCGUGACCUGCGGGGGCGGCGUGACGUAUCGGAACGUGACGUGCCGGUCGGCGAGCGGCGCGGUCGUCGACGAGGUCCACUGCCACGGAUCUCCGAGGCCUCACGAGGCGACCGAGUGCAACCGGGUCUCGUGUCCGCUGCCGUGGAACUCCUCGCCCACCAGCGCGGACAGGCCCGGCGGCGUGACCUCCGCCGCGUCCGAGCACCCGUCCACGGGUCCGCGGUCCAACUUCGCCGCCUGGAAGUCGGCGCCCUGGUCGCAGUGCUCGGCGACGUGCGGUAGCGGCGUGCGCAAACGCCAGGUCAGCUGCAUCAACGAGGUGACGGGCGCCGUGCUGCCGGACAAGGAGUGCGUCUACGAGAUCCGGCCCAGCGUCGCCGAGGCCUGCGACGCCGGCACCUGCGGCAAGUGGCAGCACGGUGACUGGUCGGCGUGCUCGUCCAAAUGCGGCCCGGGCGUGUCCAGCCGGCGCGUGCAGUGCUUCGUGCGCGACAACCUGCGCGAGGUGCUCCCCGACAGCCAGUGCGACGAGGCGGUGCGGCCCAAGCAGGAGCAGCCGUGCGUGGGACCCUGCCUGGGCGGCGGCCUGCCGCCCACGGACGCCACCAACCACCCGUCGGGAAACCACGUCGAAGGUCCCUACCGCUGGAGGUUCGGACAGUGGGGCACGUGCUCCCGCAGCUGCGGCGGCGGCACCCAGCGGCGCCAGGUGGUGUGCGUGGACAACCUGGAGAGCAAGAGCAACGCCUGCAACAAGCUGCUGCGGCCGCCCGAGACGCAGCACUGCAACACCGAGGAGUGCCCCACCUGGUCCGUCAGCGAGUGGACGCCGUGCGACCAGGAGUGCGGCGGCGGCCAGCAGACUCGGCGCGUCGCGUGCCAGGGCGUCAUCGGCUUCGUGGACGCGCACUGCCCGCAGCCCAAGCCGGAGGUCCAGCGCGCCUGCAACCUGCACUCGUGCGCCGCGCCCACGGCGAGCUACCGGUGGCGGCCCGGACCCUGGUCCUCGUGUUCGGUGACGUGUGGCAGCGGCGUGAUGAAGCGAAGCGUCGAGUGUGUCGACAGCUCCCUCCAGGCGGCGCCCUACGCCAACUGCGAGGGCGACCCUCCCGAACACAUCAAAGACUGCACGAUGCGGGAGUGUCCCCGGUGGCAGCUGGCCCCGUGGUCGCAGUGUUCCGCUCCUUGCGGCAACGGGACGCAGAAGCGGGUGGCCCGCUGUAUGCGGCGCGGCGUCGAGGUCAACCACCUCGAGUGCCACGGCAAGCGACCGGAGACCCAGGUCCGAACCUGCAACCUGCGUACCUGCCACUACCGGUGGAAGAAGAAACGGUGGAGCCCCUGCCCGGUGACGUGUGGUGGCGGCCGCCAGACGCGCUUCGUGGUUUGCGUGGACCGGAACGAGCGGCAGGCUCCCGAGCGCUUCUGCUCCACCCAGCGGCGACCAAAGGUGGUGCGCAACUGUGCCGCCCAGCCGUGCCCCUUCGUGUGGAGGACGUCCGACUGGUCCGAGUGCAGCCGCACUUGCGGCGAAGGCUUCCAGAAGCGCUCGGUCACCUGCCACAAGGUGAACGCCUACGGCUGGGUGGACCCGACUCCGCUGACCCACAGCGCCGCAGAGCGGCUGAGCGCCCUGGAGGCUGAGUCGUCGCCGUUCUACCACGGGUCCCAGGAACGGCGCGGACCGCACUACUGCUCGAGCCAGGAGAAGCCGCCCAACUCGCGUGCCUGUAUGGUCGGCCACUGCGGCGAGGGAGUCUUCUGGAGGCCCGGGCCGUGGACGCCGUGCUCGACAAACUGCGGACAGGGCAAACAGAAGCGGCGCCUCCGCUGCUACGACCAGCGGAACAAGCGAGUCAACAACAGCCACUGCAGCAGCGCGCUCAAGAACAGGAUCAAGCGGAAGCGGCGGUGCUUCUUGCGACCAUGCACUCCGGUCAGCUGCGCCGAGGUGCAGCGGCGCGGAGGCGUCCGCGUGGACGGCGAGCAGAAGCUGUACGUCCGCGGCCGCGAGGUGAGCGUGUACUGUGCGCGCAUGAACACCUCCGAGCCCCAGGAGUACCUGUCGCUCGCCAGCGGAGAGAGCAACAACUACUCCGAGGUCUACGGGAAAAGGUUACGAAACCCAGACGAGUGUCCUUACGGCGGUGCACGUGUGGACAAGUGUGACUGCAUCGACGACUAUCCGGCUUCCCUCACCACCUUCUCGAAAGUCUCGUUCAACAUCACCACGCUGCGCAUAGACAGGCGCGACUUCAUCUUCAGCCGAACCCUGCACGGCACCCCAGCCGGCGUCGGGGGUGCGGGCGACUGCUACAGCCGGGCCCAGUGCCCCCAGGGCCGCUUCUCGCUGUCGCUCGCGGGCACCGACUUCACCGUGUCGCCCGUCACCAAGUGGGUCACGCAGGGAAGCCACACCUACCACAGCAUACGGCGCCUGCAGGGGGGCCAGAUCAUUCAGGGCAGGUGCGGUGGCUACUGUGGCGAGUGCUUCCCUGACGAUGCGGUGGGGCUGGUGCUCGACGUCCGUCCCCCUUGACUGAGUUGGAGGAGUUAGAUCUGCCGAUCCUUUCGAAUGACUCAAGACAACAACACCAGAAUGGAAGAGUCGUGGCGGAUGUUUUCAUCAAGUGAAGGGAACGCUGAGUGAUGCAGUGUUCGACGCUGAGUGCAGUAUUUUCUGGCAAGCCUUCUCAAUAGAAUGUGGACUGAGAUGGGAAGGCUGCCAGACCUGGAAGCCAAACCCCCCCACCCCAACCCUCCUUCGCGUCACCUGGUCCGUGUUCGCUGCUUUCUCCGAAGCGCCACAAUACACCUCUGUCGCCUUUCACCCACCGUGCUGCUUGCUUGGACUCAUCUGGCUAUCCAGCACCGUGCUACGGCCUACGCACAGAUUUCAAGAUAGAGUGCGGUUAAGGAAUGUCAGACGAGAUUUGCCAUUGACAUCGCGUGGGUGUUGCCCACAGCAAUGGACGACAAGACGCAGCAAGCUGAAAGAAUGCUCUGUCGUUGUGUGUGCUCGACUCAUUGUGGCUCUGUUAGUGUUUGUACCUUUCCUCUAGCUCGUCGCCUACAGUUGGACCACUCUUGCAGUCGUCGUUGUAACUGUGUUUCAUUUUCCAUUAACCUUUUCCCUCCCUUAUCUGACACCCCCAAGAAGUUGUUGUAGGUGUGUUUGUUACUUCUUGUUCGGACCACACCUUGCUUUACUUUUGUUACCCGUGACUUUCUUGCCUAUGUGUGGCGGUUCAAUUGCAUCGAAAAACCCCGGUGGACGUGAAGCCCUUAUUGUGUGUUGCCACAAGAAGAUGCUCGCUUGCGCACCGAAGCACACGGACUACAUAAAAAAAGUGUGCGAGUGCAAAGGCUCACUUGACGCAACGUGCCCUCGACGAACUGUGCUUCGGCGAAACGAACCUUGACGAAUCGUCGCUCGGCUACGCACUCAUUGCAAAAUGUGACGCUGUCAUCAUUAUUUAUUGCUUAUACAGGAGGAGUGCCAAGUUUGAAGAAGAGCCAAGGAAUUGUAUACGACACACUUAGGCAAGCCCCAGCUGGUAUAUUGCUCUCGGUGGUGCUAUGUUUGCGGUGGCUCUACUUACGGAGGGAAAUCCCGACGUUGCGCGAGUUGACACACAAUACAAUUGACUUUUGACAACGUAACUUUUACGCACCAUAACUCAGUAAAAAUGGUAGAAGUCGGAGAAGCGAAAAUUACAUGCCAUAAGUAGGGAAAAAACGACAUGUCAAGCCAAAAAUUGAUGAAAUUAUUUCAUUCGUAAUGUUUUCAGGGAUCAACCUGCCAAUUAAGCAUAUAUCACUGGACAAUGUCCAGUGCUAGCAUGUUGAGCUGGCAUCUUUCACUACACGUGUCGAUACCGUCUGCCUCAAGUGACGGACAAAUUCUCUUUCGUCUGUGUGCUUAUUCAAAGAAGGUAGACCUCUCAGGUGUGGCACUUUGUAGACUGAAUCAUUGCAUGAGUUCGCAGAGAGGCCUUCACAGUCAAGUCACUUGCAGAUGCGGGAGGCUAUAUAUAGUGAAGCGAUUGUUGCGUCCACCGCACAAUAACGUCAUGGCAUACCCAUGCAAUAUCAAAUUCUCCUGUCUGCUUCAGCAACUAUAAAGGGAAUAAUUACGAAAUUUCAUUAAGGCCCUCAGUGCAAAUGCUUAGUUAAGGUCACAAAUAGCAGUGUCCUUGAGAUGAAUUUUCGUAAGGCGAUAAAACACCAAAGACCAUUCACCGUCGAGGACGCUUAAGAAAAGUUGUACGCGCAUUUAUUCUUUGUUCGUCUCAUAAAGUCUUCAGGUGUUGCACCGUAUGCAGAACUUUGCUAAAAAUGCCAUUUUUGUGCGCUGAUAUAUCAACGAUGUGCGAUUUGCAUUCGGUUUAGGGACUGGAACUGUGUUAACCCAUAAAACAUGUGACUAAGGAACUUUUCCAAAACAGUGGAAGUUGUAAUGUUACGUGUCGUCAGAGGUUCAGAGACCGAUAUCAUUGUCAUACUUUAUCUGUAGAACCACGUUAUAGCCAGCUAGUAAGCGAGCUCCGCUGCCUGCGUUCUCAAAGAACCAUUGUUCCACCUGGCUUUUUGUGCUGUAUAGACACGCUAGCUCUGCUUGCUGGUGCCCCAUAUUUAAAGAUAAUUUUAAUUUUGUUAAGACUUGCUUUCCUUUUACCGCUGGACGCCUGCAUUAUGCAUCACUGCAUGCGUCUCCUGUUUAUUACGUGGAGCAACUUCUGGAUUUCCGUCCUAAUCACUGUUGUAGAGCGACGACUGCAAACAGCACCACAUUUUUUAGUUAGCACGGGGCCCUACUGCCAUGCUCUAUCACAGUGACCACUAUUGGCCAGAUUUGUAUACCAAUUGAAGCUUGCGCGUCUACUUAGAGUGCGGUUGGAGCCGUAGAAGUUGUCUUUGUUUUACGAGUGUGUGCAUGUGCGUGUUUAAUACUGUUGUGCCGCAGAAAAAUUGAAGCACGUGACAGUUGCUGCUUAUCACCAGUGUUCAGGCCACCUACCUCAAAGAGAGCAUAAAGAUCGCCGUGACACAUUGGCUGAAUGGAAGCUUUUUCGGUUGGUAGCUUUCGUUUAACCUACACUACGUAGACAGCCCUGUUGUAUUUUUGGAAGGGGUGAAUACAUGGCUUCGAAAAAAAUUUUACGCUGUAACUGUGUUCUCACUCAUUUAUGCAGCAUGCUGUGUCAGUGUGAGCUUGUGUGGACCUCGCACCAUGCAAGUUGUUUGUCGAGGUGCUUAAAUUUCUGUAUUUAUCAAUCCUGUUGCCAAUAAGUGUUUUGCAUUUCACUAAAGCUUUGCUACCAUUGUUCGUGCAUUGCUUAUAUAGGGGGCCAAAGUGAGAAUUUUUUCGUUUGCCGUUCAUAGGUAAUGAAAUGCGAUGACAUACAUAUUAAGAACAUGCCCUUUUGAUCAUGUUGCUGCGGUCUUCGCUUGGUAAAGGUUGUUUCCACAUUAUACCUGAAGUUGUAGGGGUGCUUCGAGCAGAAUAAGUUUCAUGAUGGUGUAUGCGCAGCUGUUUGUCUAAAGAUGCCAAGAAAGAGCUAUUGUGAUAACAUUGUUGCAUCACUUCAUUUAAUAUCGGAUUCUAAAGAAAUAUUGUACUAUUAUUGCUGAUGGGAUGUGUUCAAAACAGGUGACUGCCUUUGCAGAUGUGUAGAUUUAACGCAACUUUUAUUAAUGCUGGGACAUAGAUUGAGAAAUACAAACUAUAAUGCAAGGUAAGAUAGUACAGUGUGUACAUGAUUCCUUUUCAAGUUUUGUGCUUAGCACUUUAAGAAAACUGUGCAUCAUGCAAUACUAUUAUUACUUGGUAUGUUUGGCAGCUAGGGUAUCAAAAUGAAGAUGCAGCAUUCCAUGCCUAGUUAUUGCAGAUUCUGUGAAUGUUCAUUAAGGUGCACUCAUUCCUGAAGCAUGUUUGGGAAGCCUUCACGUUAUGGAAGGUCAGCACUGCACAAGUGUCCCUGGAAAGCCUUGGGGCAAUUUCUAAACGCAUCUCACAGUGGACCUAAUUGCCAUCAUGGGCCUUCAGCUCAUCUAUUGACACUGAAGUGUAUCUUUAUGAGCACGCUAGGAAACUGACAAAUCACAUUGCAGAAGCCACAAGUUUGUUUCUGACAUCCUGACAGCAAGAGCUUCAGACCAUAAUAAAACGGCUUUGUCAUUUUAGUGCUACAGUUGUCACCAAAGCUCUGUAGAAUGCCGAAGAAAGUGCUAGGAAGUUGUGCAGUUGAAAUCUGUGUCGUGUGGGGCAUAUCAUUGUGGCACCCUUGGCAGCUGUCACUUUAUUGUACUAAUUCCUUUCUGACAAUAUAUUUCUUUCGCUAUAUCACUUGACCGCACGUCCUAGCUAACAAAUACCUUAUGCAUCUAAGAACUUAAACACUCAGUCGAACGCUUCCUUUUCAUUGUGACUAACAUUUUAUGCAGUCCGCUAGUCACAAAAACAUUUUCUUUUCCUAUCUUGCCUCAUUUAAGUGAACUAUGGCAUGCAAUUCUUAGAACAGGUAAUCAAUGUUAGGAAUUACGUCUGCUCUAAAAAUUUCACGCGCACAUAUUUAGACUGUUUACGUGGCAACUUGCAUUCUUGAUGAACACCCAACUUUUGCAAGCUCUUCAGGUAUGCAAAAUUAGCAUUUGAGAAUAACAUGACUGCUGGAACGUUAACUUGAAACUAUCUCGCUCCCUAGAAGCUGCCAUUCUGGUACACGAAUGCUACUGUUCAGCCUUAGCUAGUGCAUCAUAGCAAAUGUAUAUUACUUAAACGGCAUGCAAUAUGCUUUUGCUUUUUGAUAUUGUCGCUGUUUCAAAAUGGAAAGGGCUGUAAAGUCUAAUCCAAGCAGCACCCGCCGAGACUGGUGCAUAGUGAACAGAAUAGAGGCACGAAUAAGUGUGGCCUACUUUAACCGUCCAGGGUUCAUUGUAGCAGAAUGUUUAUUGGUCAAGUGAGGCAGUUUUGUCAAAAGAUGGUAUGGUUCACCGCACAAUUGAUUGACUGUAGUCUAUGAAAAAGUACGCUCCCGUUCUGUGGGCUUUAGCGAGACCGGGAUAACAUAGAGCGUUGCGCGGUUUCUCUGUGCUUUAUGUACAAUGCAACCUUUAGCGUAUGAUGUUGAUCCACCACUUGUGCUGUAAUCCGCUAAUUUUACUCAGCUUAACUAGAAGUGUCAAACCAGGCGCCUCCAUUCGUGUGGUGGAAGGGGUGGCUUGUUGGCUUCACCGUGCAUCCCACUGCAAAAUGGGUCUUCUGUUGAUAGCAGGGGAAUUGUAUACUGCCUUUAAAACUUUUUAAAAAUUAUUUUGCUCAAUGUUACAUCCGAGUGAAAAGUGGUGUGAGUAGUUCCUGCAGGUAAGCAUAGUAUAGAGCAUGCUUUGUUUCGAGUGCUUGUGUAGGUCUUGCGAAUUGGAAUGAAGCGCUAGCUGCAAAGUUCUUCACUGUGCACUUACUGUGUGAGAAAGUUUUCACCGUACAGGACACAAGGUGCUGCCACCGAUAUCAAUAUAAAUUGCAAAGCUAGACUGUGUAUGAGAGAAGUUACGCUGUCACGUCCUCGACCUCCCCGUCACCCCCACACCUUCCAAUUUCCCAAUUCCCCAACUGUUACAGCUUAUUGUGCCCGGUGUUAUGUGUUAUGUUUUCUCGUGUUGUGUGCGUAGCGAACAUUCACGUGUUUCUAUUAUGGUGAUUACUAUUAUAAUUAUUGUAAUUAUUUUUUUCUGAGGAGAGGAUGCGUUUAGUCCUCUUCCGCACUGCCAUGCGUUUUGGCCGCACUGCCUGUAAAUAAACGAUGCACAUCACCACACUGUA